Messenger RNA from Trichomonas vaginalis G3, 243 nucleotides. RefSeq lists its product as uncharacterized. The transcript has a single exon. Lineage: Eukaryota; Parabasalia; Trichomonadida; Trichomonadidae. The record is from RefSeq and is a predicted model, not a curated record. The coding region runs from base 1 to 243 and encodes 80 amino acids.
AUGUUGAAAAGAAAUAAAGCAAAUGUUGUAAAUAAUACUGAAGUAGCUGAAGUUAAACAAACUCCAACACCUUCGCCAAAACCAACGUCAAAACCAACGCCUUCACAAGCAAAACCUUCAAUGACUCCUGAACCUAUGGAAGUACAAACUCCUGUUCAAAAGUCAACUCCUAAACCGACUCCAACAUUUAAACCAGAACCUACUCCUCAAAUAAAUCGUAAAACUCCUGCGUUUCCUUACUGA